Molecule: messenger RNA, 1272 nt
Organism: Diplodia corticola
Lineage: Eukaryota; Fungi; Ascomycota; Dothideomycetes; Botryosphaeriales; Botryosphaeriaceae
Product: cdp-alcohol phosphatidyltransferase
Exons: 1
Coding region: 1-1272 (423 amino acids)
Biological process (GO): phospholipid biosynthetic process
Cellular component (GO): membrane
Molecular function (GO): phosphotransferase activity, for other substituted phosphate groups
Source: RefSeq, a predicted model, not a curated record
AUGGUGUACAUACGACAGGACAAGCUCCCGCGGCUGAAGGAGUACAAGUACUCGGGCGUGGACCAUUCGCUGGUUUCGCAGUACAUCAUGAAACCAUUCUACACCCACGUCGUCAUCAAAUGUUUUCCCAUGUGGAUGGCGCCCAACCUGAUCACUCUGACUGGCUUCAGCUUCGUGGUCAUGAACUUCUUGACCUUGCUGUGGUAUACACCGACCCUCGACCAGGACUGUCCGUCGUGGGUGUACUACAGCUGGGCCGUCGGCCUGUUCCUGUACCAGACCUUUGAUGCCGUCGAUGGCUCCCAGGCCCGCCGAACCCGCCAGAGCGGCCCGCUCGGUGAGCUCUUUGACCACGGCGUCGACGCUGUCAACACCUCUCUCGAGGUCCUGAUCUUCUCCGCCGCCAUGAACCUCGGCCAGGGCUGGAAGACGGUCAUGACGCUCUUCGCGAGCCUGCUCACCUUUUACGUGCAGACGUGGGAGGAAUACCACACGCACACGCUCACCCUCGGCUUCGUCUCCGGGCCCGUCGAAGGUAUCCUCACGCUCUGCGUCAUCUUCGGCCUGACCGGCUACCUCGGUGGCGGCAGCUUCUGGAGCCGCAGCCUGCUCGCCUCCAUCGGCGUGGUCAACAAGCCCGCCUGGCUGCCGGAGCUGCUGUACAACAUGGCGUGGACGGAAUGGUACAUGGUGUACGGCGGCAUCAUCCUCGUCUUCAACACCGUCAGCGCCUCGCAGAACGUCAUCGCCGCGCGCCGCGAGCGCGGCCAGCGCUCGCGCGGCGCCAUGCUGGGCCUGCUGCCGUUCUUCACGGCGUGGGCGCUCAUCCCGACGUACCUGUACCUGCAGCCCGUCAUCCUCAACGCCCACCUCGUGCCCUUCGUCUUCUACGUGGGCCUCAUCAACGCCUUCUCCGUCGGCCGCAUGAUCACGGCGCACCUGUGCAAGUCGGCGUUCCCGCGCACCAACAUCCUCGUCCUGCCGCUCACCUUCGCCGUCGUCGACAGCCUCGGCCCGUGGAUCCGCGAGACGUUCGCCAACGCCCACAUCGACGGCUUCGACCUCAGCGCCCUGCGCAACGCCGGCUGGCCGAGCGCGCUGGGCGACGGCGUCUACCAGGUCGCUUUCAUCUUCAUGUGCUUGGGCUUGGCCAUCGGCGUGUACGGCAGCUUCGUCGUCGACGUCAUUUGGACCAUCUGCGAUUAUUUGGACAUCUGGUGCUUGACGAUCAAGCAUCCUCACACGGAGGAGACGGAGAAGAAGGAGAAAUAG